Messenger RNA from Danaus plexippus (monarch butterfly), 327 nucleotides. Its product is annotated as zinc finger protein 593 homolog. Bases 1 to 327 code for a protein of 108 amino acids. The transcript has 4 exons. The record is from RefSeq and is a predicted model, not a curated record. Gene Ontology annotation, molecular function: zinc ion binding; nucleic acid binding. NCBI's taxonomy places the organism in Eukaryota, Metazoa, Arthropoda, Insecta, Lepidoptera, Nymphalidae.
AUGACAAAAAAAAUUAAACGUCAUAAUAAAAAAAAAACUUAUAAUAAAAUAGGCUUAAGAAUUAAAGAGUCGGAUCAGUUAUUUAAUGAUCUCAAUAGCAAGUUCAUUGCAGAAAUAGACCCUGAUUUACCCGGCAAUGGCCAAUUUUAUUGCAUAGGUUGCCAGCAACAUUUUCAAAAUGAUUCUUGUCGAGAAGUACACUAUAAAUCUAAAAAGCACAAAAGAAGAUUAAAACUUUUACAAAACCCUUACAGAGUGAUUGAUUCGGAGAUAGCGGCGGAAAUGACACAUGAAAAAUACCAGUCAAAAAAAAUGAUUAUGGAUUAA